Messenger RNA from Rotaria sp. Silwood1, 336 nucleotides. The record is from the annotation of a GenBank genome assembly. NCBI's taxonomy places the organism in Eukaryota, Metazoa, Rotifera, Eurotatoria, Philodinida, Philodinidae.
AUGAUCGAAUUUGGGCGAGAAGUGCUUGAAAAUAUUGAAGAAGAUGAAAAAUAUCGUGAAAUAGUAAAACAUCAAGCUUGUAUUGGGGUUUCUAUAAUAUUUACUUGCAAAAGAUUACUUUGGGUUAUCAAAGAUAAAGGUGAAUCUUGGACUAGUCAAUACUUUCGUGAUAUAAUUUUGACUCAAAACAUAUUUCCUGUCUUAAACAAUGAAGAAAAUGUUGUUGAUCCUAAUGAAGUUAUAUUUGUUCAUGAUAAAGCAUCAUGUAUGCGAGCAUAUAGAACCCGACAUUUGCUUCAAGACAACAAUGUUAAGUUUUGGGGUUAUGAUAUCUGA